AUGAGCCACGGCGACCUGAAGUCCUACUAUGUACGGUUCUCAAAGAAUUGGGAAGAAACGCUGGUGCGUUGCUACUUUCCCAAUCCUCACCUAGACGACGACGAAAAACGCACCGACAUGCAACCGGAAAAACUCCAGGCCUUCGAAGAGGCUCGGGACCGGUGGGUAGGCAAAGAAGAGAACCUUAUUUUCGUACAGCGCUAA
This is a messenger RNA of Geodia barretti, 204 nucleotides long. NCBI's taxonomy places the organism in Eukaryota, Metazoa, Porifera, Demospongiae, Tetractinellida, Geodiidae. The record is from the annotation of a GenBank genome assembly.